AUGCGCCGGUCUUCGCUCGGCGGGCGUGCAAUAACGCGACACGAAACAGUUUUGAUUGCGUACAGGGCGCAGCGCGACGGCGAGCGCGUCCCGCUUUCGGCAAUGCUCGAGCAGGUCGAGGCGAAUCGAAGGCAAAUAGAGGCGCUCGAUGCGACCAGGCGGAGGGAGCAAGCGGCCGCGGCUACCCCCGGCAGUGCCGCCGCCGCCCCCUCCUGCGCCGUCUCGUCUUCUCUCGGCGCACCCGCGUACGAUCCGCAGCGCUUGAGGGAGUCACGCCUGGUCGUGUUACGUAUAUGGGCAGAGUCGCUCGCCCAAUGGAUCGACCACCGCUUCGGAUCCUCUCAGAUGGCGUGCGUGAGCGCUUACAGGUAG
This is a messenger RNA of Emiliania huxleyi CCMP1516, 372 nucleotides long. RefSeq lists its product as hypothetical. The transcript is spliced from 4 exons. Lineage: Eukaryota; Haptophyta; Isochrysidales; Noelaerhabdaceae. The record is from RefSeq and is a predicted model, not a curated record. The coding region runs from base 1 to 372 and encodes 123 amino acids.